AUGGUGAAAACUAAGCUCCGUGUCGGCAUCGCAGGCCUUGGCCGCAUGGGUAAACGCCAUGCCGUCAAUUUUCAUGAGUUGACCGCCCGAGCCAACGUCAUUGCAGCGAGCACGCCUGAUGGUGAGGAAAGGGAAUGGGGACAGGAAAACCUGGAGGGAGUGACGAUCUACGCCGACUAUGAUGAGAUGCUCGAGAGAGAGGACUUGGAGGCUGUGGUAAUUGCCAGUAUUACGGCAGUACACGCUGAGCAGGCUAUCAAGGCAAUCAAGAAGGGCUUGCAUGUUCUGUGCGAGAAGCCUCUCAGUAUUGACCUUGAUGUUGCUCAAUCCGUCCUUGACGCUUAUGAGAAAUCUCUGAAAACACACCCUAACCAGAAGGUGAUGUGUGGCUUCUCGCGCCGCUUCGACGCCUCAUACCGCGAGGCUCAUGAACGGAUCACGCGGGGCGAAUUCGGUCUCCCUGUUGUAUUCCGCUCCCAGACUGCGGACUUGAUCGAUACCUCGGGCUUCUUCGUGGAAUAUGCAAAGACAAGCGGCGGUAUCUUCCUCGAUUGCUCCAUCCAUGACAUUGAUCUCAUGCUGUGGUUCCUUGGCGAGGACAGCAACAUAAGGAGCUUGCAGUCUGUGGGAGUCACUGCCGUGCAUCCUGGCUUACAGGAAAGCAAUGAUCGCGACAAUGCAUUGGCCACGCUUGAAUUUGCGGGUGGUAAGAUCGCUGCUUUGUACUGCACGCGCAUGAUGGCGGCGGGACAGGAGGAUAUUACUGAACUUAUCUGUGAAAGGGGUUCAAUUCAGGUCAAUUUCCAGCCACGAAAGAACCAUGUUGAAAUUCAUGACGCUGCAGGCGCUAGACGGCUGCUUCCACAGCACUAUUAUGAGCGGUUUAGGGAGGCUUUCAUCACUGAGGCUGCUGAGUUUACUGAGUGUUGUUUGGAGAAUAAGGCUCCGCCGAUUAGCCUUCGGAGCUCGGUUAAGGCGGUCGCUGUUGGGCAGGCUUUGCAGCGCAGUUUGAUUAGUGGAGAGAAGAUAGUUUUCGAGGGUCAGACCUUAAAAAAUUAG
Messenger RNA from Aspergillus welwitschiae, 1059 nucleotides. RefSeq lists its product as uncharacterized. NCBI's taxonomy places the organism in Eukaryota, Fungi, Ascomycota, Eurotiomycetes, Eurotiales, Aspergillaceae. The transcript is spliced from 3 exons. The record is from RefSeq and is a predicted model, not a curated record. Bases 1 to 1059 code for a protein of 352 amino acids. Gene Ontology annotation, biological process: NADPH regeneration. Gene Ontology annotation, molecular function: oxidoreductase activity; nucleotide binding. Gene Ontology annotation, cellular component: cytoplasm.